Heterotrigona itama is the source of this 2648-nucleotide messenger RNA. The record is from the annotation of a GenBank genome assembly. NCBI's taxonomy places the organism in Eukaryota, Metazoa, Arthropoda, Insecta, Hymenoptera, Apidae.
GUUUGAAGUCAGAUGUUUGAUCAAUAUUCAUUUGAUAUACAUGUGUGGUUUUACCUAACUGCUAUUAUAUUUUUUAUGCAGAUUAUUUAAAUAAUUAAAAUUAAAAUAGUAAAAUAAUUUAUUCUAAACUGUAGAGUUUAUAUUUAUUUAAUUUUAAAUAUGUCUGAGAGGCAAAUAUUAAAUCAAUAUAUAUAAAAAUGUUGUGCCUACAUAUAAAAGUAAAAUAAAAUACUUAAAACAUAGCUUGAAGAAACAAUGUAACAGUGAAAAGAAAAAUUGGAUUGCAGAAUUUAAGCAAGUUAAUACAUCAAAUAGUGAUUUAGGAUAAUAUUUUUAAUUUAAUUUUAAUGAUUUUUAAUUACAGGAUAAUGGCUGGGCAUUAUAAAUCAAGCAAAAUUGAAUACUGCAACAGUUUUAAAUGUCAUCGACCAAUUAUACCAUUUUUAGUAUCAGGAACACAAAAUAUAAAUAUUCCUGUACGAUAUAAUAAUGCUAUUUUGAAUGAUAUAGUAACAAAUGCACAAAAACAAUGUUAUACAUUCUCACCUAAGUUGAAGCCAUUUAGAAAUAUAGGAACUCAAACAGAUUAUCGAGACAGUGAAUCACAAACUGCUCCUUGGGAACCACCAUAUAAAAUUAAAUCAGGUCAUCAUCCUGAAGUUUUAUCAAUAGCACAUUUAACUUGGAAUCAUGGAUUACAAAUCGGAAAUCACGAUUUAGAAAUCAUUAAUAGAAUGAGAAAAAAGAAAGCAUGGGAAGCAGUUCUUCCUCCUAUGGAUACAUCAACAAAUAUAAAAAAGCGUACAGCUAUAAUAAAUGCAUUAGAAAUAGAUGAAUGGACAUAUAGAGAAUCAGAAAUUCAAGCGAUAAUAGAUUAUAGACUUGAAUUAAUGAGUGAAAUAUCUAAAUCACUAGAAUAUGAAAAAGAAAAAAAAAUUCAAGAUCGUUUAGAUAGAUUGACAAAUCUUUUAUUUGUACGCAAAAAUAAAGAAAUAAAUUCUAUUAAACAUAAGCUUAGAAGAGAAUUGAGAAAACUAUAUAAAAGACAACAACAAAAAUCAGAACCGUUUAAACGUGAUAUUAUUAAAGAACAUACUAAUCCUUCUUCUGAAUUAUAUGCCCCACAAAUGCGUUAUGGUGAACAUCCUAAAAGAAGACAUGAAGUAAUAGAAAAAGAGUUGUUAGGAGAAACCUCUAUCGAAAAUGUAACUGAAAUAAAUACAUUGCCAAGUUGGCUUCCAACGUAUGAAGAAUUAAGUGCAAUAGAACCAAGACCUAAAUCAGCUAAUCUGUGUAUUAGAGCAACAAGAUGGACAAAAGAAAAGCUAGGUCAAUUACACAGUAAUCUGAAGGCAAAUAGAUUAAACACUAAGACAAUAGAAACACCAUUAUUAUUGAAGCGCAAGUAUAAAUUACCAUCUCUACCUCCAACACCAUAUAAAACCAGCACAGAAAAUAUAAUAAAUGCACGACUACAUCAAUUAUCUAUGUUUAUUCAAAAAAUAAUUAGAGGAAGAGCUAUUCAAUGCAUGAUGUUUGAAGGUCGCAAUAGAUGUAGAGAAUUAAUUGAAGAAUUACAAUCAUCUCAUGGAUUAGAAGAACAUAGCAAAAAACAACAUCAAAAAGAAAAAGCGCAUACAUUAGAAUUACAACAUUUACAAAGUGAAAAAUCUAUGCAAGAAGAUCAUUUAUAUGAAAUUCUCAAUUCUUUAGAAGGAAUGACUAUAUCAGGAAUGCUAGAUUUUCUUAGCAAAGAAUUAAUAAGAUUAGAAGGUGAACGCCGAAUACAUGCUUUUGCAUUAUUAGCUGAAAGAGAAAGAGCUAUGAGAGAAGCUGCAGAAGCUGGAAAACGUCAACUAGAAUAUAAUCGUCGUAGGGAAUUUGACGAAAUGUUUAGGCAAAUUAUAAAAAUUAAUCAAGAAUCUGUGGAAAGCUAUUUAGAAGAUAUAAUAAAAGAAGGCAUUGAACGGAUAUCUGAUGAAACAACUAAAGCAUAUAUUUCAGAAUUAUGCGAUAAAGUAGAUGAUAUAUCAAAAGCUGCACAAAAAAAUGCAACAAAAUUAGCAGAAGAGGAAAUGGUUGCUAAUAUGAUUUAUAAUUUUGUAUUACCAGAAGUGGAAAGAACUACUGUACGAAAAAAUAUAAGAAAAAAACAACAAGCCUACUUACAAAAUGCACAUGCUGUAAUUUAUAAAGAAAUAUUGAACUUACCAGUCAUUGAAAAUAAAAAUGUAUUGAUUACAGGAUGUGGAAAAAAACAAAAAGAUUGAAAUAUAAAAUUAAAUAUUUUAAUAAAUAUUGUUAUAUCUUAGAAAAUAUUUUACUUGCUUUUUUAUCGUUGGGUUAAAUAUAUUUCAGCAUAUGCACGCGCACUCACAAUUCUUACAUUCUUUAAAGCAAAGGUACAAUACAACGUAGUUUUUGUAUCAUCCUAGAUAAUAUAUAAAAAUGAACACAUAUUAAAAAUCAGAUUAUAAAUAUUUUAAGAUUUAUAAUUGAAACACAUAAAUAUAUAUAAUUAUGUGCAUUGAUAUUGUUUUUUACUAGUUUAUUGUUAUUGUCACUUACUAGUUUUUUAAUAGUUUAUUGUCACUCAUUUUACAUAAAAUCUUACAUAAUGCUUUUAUCCAGUAUUAAAUAAAAUUUUU